CAGAAAUUUUCGUAAUGACAACAAACUUGCACAUGACUUUUAGUUUUUUUAGUUGACAAAGUUCAACUUUAACUUGGAGAUGAAUUUGUUUACACUUACAAUAGUCAGGCAUGGUGAAACAUCAUAUAACAGGAAUGGCAUUAUUCAAGGGCAGACUGAUAUUCCCCUCUCUGACGUGGGACUUGAACAAGCUAGACUUGUAGCUCAGAGACUUCAAAAGGAGAGCUUCACUCACAUUAUCUCCAGCGAUCUGUCAAGAGCUAAAGAGACCGCAGAGGCCAUUGUACGGACCAACAUAGCCAGUUCAUGCCCACUGAACUUCGACGAAAGACUCAGAGAAAGGCGAUUUGGAGUUUAUGAAGGAAAGCCAUCCAGAGAGUUUAUGGAGGCUGCCAAACAGAAUUCCCAUCGUUCCUGGACAGAGUUCAGUCCCCCUGGAGGAGAAACCAUGAAAGAGGUUCAUGAAAGAGCUGUCACUUUUUUCCAUGACCUAUGCAAUGAAUUAAUCAAAGCCAAUUCUGCAACUGCUAAUCAGAAAAAAAAAAUGGGUUCCAGGGACAAUAGGUCAAUGUCCUCCGCUAGCAGAGAAACAAAAGGCUGCAUCAAAAACUUCAUGCAGGACAAGAAAACAGAAAUCGGAGACAUAAUUCUGCCUGGUGGAGUGAGUGGGAGUGACCUAGAUUCUAUGACUGUCUCCAACAGACAGAAUUCUGCCCGGGGCAGUGAGGAGGACUUCAUUAUUUUCCAAGCUGAUACUGUCUCUGAAAUAAGCAGGAAAUCUAGGCAGUGUGCUGAGAGAAAUGACGAAGCAUCCAGAAAAUCAACAGAAGAGACAUCAGUACAAUGUAUAUCUAGUGAGACAGCUAGUCAAGAUGUAGAGAGAGAGUCCACCAUUUCUGAUGUUCUGGUUGUGAGUCAUGGUGGUUUAAUCAAAGAACUUGUGAAGUUUUUUGUUGAGAAACUGGACUGUGAAAUCCCUGGGGGCAAGGGAAACGGACUGAGGAUCUGCCAUAACUGUAGUGUCUCCAAGUUUGUUGUGUCUGUGCCAAGGGGGGAUGGCCCCUCCCUGCAGCCUAAAGUGACUUGCUUGUCUAUUAACAGUAAGGAACAUCUACAGGGAAUGGGCAUCAAGUUUGCCGAGGGAAAGUACUGAUUGACUGCACAAGCAUUUGUACAGAUUAGUCACUGUAUUUGUGAAAUAUGAAUUUUAUACAUACUGGCAGCUAUUCUUAGUGAGUGGGAAAUCAAUUAAUAAAAUAAAUCCUCACAAUAUAUGAAGUACUUUCAAAGUU
This is a messenger RNA of Magallana angulata, 1292 nucleotides long. RefSeq names its product fructose-2,6-bisphosphatase TIGAR-like. Gene Ontology annotation, biological process: positive regulation of DNA repair; fructose 1,6-bisphosphate metabolic process; negative regulation of glycolytic process. Bases 80 to 1153 code for a protein of 357 amino acids. Lineage: Eukaryota; Metazoa; Mollusca; Bivalvia; Ostreida; Ostreidae. The transcript has 6 exons. Gene Ontology annotation, cellular component: cytosol. Gene Ontology annotation, molecular function: fructose-2,6-bisphosphate 2-phosphatase activity. The record is from RefSeq and is a predicted model, not a curated record.